CAGCAGUAGCAGCAGCGGAGUGUCAGGCGUCAUAUACUGUAUUAAUCUUAGUUAUCUCACAGUGUUAAUCAUCUACAGCGCGUUAUUAAACAGGAUAUGGAUGAAGAGGCGGAUGAAGUGUUCCCCGCCGAGGAUCAGUUAUUUGAAGACAGUUUCUCUAAGGACUGCACUUUUAGCUUUUUUGGUCAGGAAUGUAAAAUUAAUCAGUCUUUCAGUGCGAGUCUCGGUGUAGCUGCUUCAGUUUGGGACGCAGCGAUCCACUUGUGUCGUUUCUUUGAGCAGAUUUCUCUGGAUUUAAGUGGAAAGCGAGUGAUCGAGUUGGGAGCAGGAACUGGUUUUCUCAGCAUACUGGCUGCUAGAUUAGGGGCCUGUGUGACCCUGACGGACCUCCCCCUGGCUAUUCCACAAGCAGUCCGAAAUAUUGAAGCCAACACCCCUCCGAACGGUUGGCCCUCAGAAGCGCCGAUUGCGGCUCCGCUGUCCUGGGGUCAGGACCAGGAGAACUUCUCCUCUGACUGGGACUUCGUUCUGGGGACAGAUAUUAUCUACAUGCCUGAAACGUUCCCUCUCCUUCUGGACACGCUGGUUCACUUGUGUGGGGGCGGGGCCGUGGUGUUCCUCUCAUCGAAGAUGCGCAGGGAGCACCACACUCAGGACUUCUACGACAACUGGCUGCCUCAGAAGUUUGAGGUGGAGCUGGUGCAGAGAGAACCGGAGAGUAACAUUAAUAUUUAUAGAGCAGCUCUGAGAGAGAGUCUAACAGAAACUCCAAAACAUUAAAGGGCCCAUAUCAUGGGGAACUGAAUUUUCAUCAGUUUGACAUAGUAAAUAAACAUUAAAAGUUUUAAAACGCACCAUUCACUCCCCAGUACAUACAGUCCAUAUAUGGAAACUAAACUGCCUGUUUGGAAUUAGUUGUUUUUGUGAUGUCACGAAAAUCAGCACGUUAUAUAGUCUGCCUAUUCAGCGCACAGAAAUUUAGCCACGCCCACUCACACUGAAGUUAUAGACCACUGUAGUCAUGUAGUCAUUUUGAAGUCUG
Colossoma macropomum (tambaqui) is the source of this 1042-nucleotide messenger RNA. Its product is annotated as EEF1A lysine methyltransferase 3-like. The record is from RefSeq and is a predicted model, not a curated record. Gene Ontology annotation, cellular component: cytosol; cytoplasm. Lineage: Eukaryota; Metazoa; Chordata; Actinopteri; Characiformes; Serrasalmidae. Gene Ontology annotation, biological process: peptidyl-lysine methylation. Bases 97 to 780 code for a protein of 227 amino acids. Gene Ontology annotation, molecular function: protein-lysine N-methyltransferase activity. The transcript has 3 exons.